Molecule: messenger RNA, 2713 nt
Organism: Haemorhous mexicanus (house finch)
Lineage: Eukaryota; Metazoa; Chordata; Aves; Passeriformes; Fringillidae
Gene: C1QTNF12
Product: C1q and TNF related 12
Exons: 8
Coding region: 1315-2265 (316 amino acids)
Biological process (GO): positive regulation of D-glucose import across plasma membrane; negative regulation of gluconeogenesis; positive regulation of insulin receptor signaling pathway
Molecular function (GO): hormone activity
Source: RefSeq, a predicted model, not a curated record
AGAGCCUUUAAAACCAGUUCUAAUCCAGAUUUGGGGCUGCUGAGUGCCUUUAAAACCAGUCCCAAGCCGGAUUUAGGGGGUGCUGAGAGCCUUUAAAACCAGUUUUAGGCCGGGCUUAGGGCAGAGCAGCCCCUCUCCUCUGGGAUUUCUGGGAAGCUCCCACGGACUCGGCUCCGUCUCCCGAGGAUCCAGAAUUCCAAACAAACAAAAAUUCCAAACAAACAAAAAUUCCAAACAGAAAUUCCAAACAAAAAUUCCAAACAGAAAUUCCAAACAAAAAUUCCAAACAAAAAUUCCGAACAAAUUCAUCUCCGGCUUUUCCAUCCCGAGGAGCUGCUUGGAACCUUCUGGAAUUUGGAUUUUUUUUGGGCACAAAUCCGGGAGGUUUUUUUUUGGUCCUGAAGGAUUUUGCACCUGGCUCCUUGGAUCCCUCUGAAAUUUGGAAUUUUUGAGAUAAAUCUGCUUGGAUCCCUCUGAAAUUUGGAAUUUUUGAGAUAAAUCUGCUUGGAUCCCUCUGAAAUUUGGAAUUUUUUUUUGAGACAAAUCUGCUUGGAUCCUUCUCACCCACUUAACUCUGGAUUUAUUUUAGAGACAAUUCUGGUUUUUAUUGAUCCUGAAGGAUUUUCCCCCAGCUCCUUGAUCCUGACCUCCUUCAUUUGGAUUUUUUUGGACACAAAUCCAAAUUUUUUUUUUGCUCCUGAAGGAUUUUCCCCUUGAUCCUGACCCUGAUAAUUUGGUUUUUUUUUGUUUGGACACAAAUAUGGAGUUUUUUUGCUGACUGCUUGGAUCCUUCUCACCUGCUUCAUUCUGGAUUUAUUUUAGAGACAAUUCUGGUUUUUAUUGAUCCUGAAGGAUUUUCCUCCAACUCCCCCAUCCUGACCUGCUUCAUUUGGAUUUUUUGGACACAAAUCCAAUUUUUUUUUUGCUCCUGAAGGAUUUUCCCUCUGGCUCCUUGACCCUGACCCUGUUAAUUUGAUUUUUUUUUGUGUUUUUAUUGGUACUGGAGCAUUUUCCCUCCAGCUCCUUCAUCCUGACCUGCUUCAUUUGGAUUUUUUGGACAUAAAUCCAAUUUUUUUUUUGCUCCUGAAGGAUUUUCCCUCUGGCUCCUUGAUCCUGACCUGGUUCAUUUGAUUUUUUUGGGGGUUUUUUUUUGGUCCUGGAUCAUUUUCCCUCUGGAUCCUUGACCCUGACCCUGAUAAUUUGAUUUUUUUUUGGUUUUUUUUGGUCCUGGAUAAUUUUCCCCCUGGAUCCUUGACCCUGACCUGAUCAACCCCAGUUUUUUGGGACCCAAAUUGGAUUUUCCUGGCUGCCACCAUGCCGGGCUGGUGGCUGCUGCUGGCGCUGCUGUGCCACCAGCUGUGUCCCCGUGGGGUGACAGCAGCCAGGAGGGACAGGGACAGGGACAGGAGGGGCAGGAAGGAGCACCCAGAGCCCCUGAACACCUCCCUGGCCAACAGCGAGGAGCAGCCCAAGCUGCUGGAGGCGGCCGAGGCGCGGCUCACGGACCCCCGCAGGACCUGGAUCUCCUUCGUGCACCGCCCGGACGACGGCAGCAGCUCCAAGAGGAGAUGCAAAGGCAAAGACAAAAAACUGCGAGGCCUGGUGGGGCCUCCGGGGCCUCCGGGGCCUCAGGGCCCUCCGGGAGCUCCUGGGGCUGAAGUCACCAGGGAAGUUCUUCUGCAGGAGUUCAAGGAGAUCUUGAAAGAAGCCAUGGAGCACAGGGCCUCCCUGGCCAGCCCAGGCCAGCCCAGCCCGCUGCCCCCGCUGCUGCUGUCCCUGGAGGAGGUCCCGUCCCAGCGGCGCGUGGAGGAGGCGUUCCACUGCCGGCUCAAGGGCCAGGUGCUGGUGGACAAGAAGACCUUGGUGGAGCUCCAGAACUUCCAGUCGCCCGUGGCCAAGGGCGCGUUCCUGCGGGGCUCAGGGCUGGACCUGGCCACCGGGCGCUUCACCGCCCCCGUGGGCGGCAUCUACCAGUUCUCAGCCAACAUCCACAUCGACCACAGCGAGCUGAAGAGCCGAGCGCAGCUGCGGGCGCGGGACAGCGUGCGGGUGCUGAUCUGCAUCGAGUCCCUGUGCCACAGGCACACGUCCUUGGAAGUCAUUGCUGGCCUGGAAAGCAACAGCAAAAUCUUCACUGUUUAUGUCCAUGGGCUGCUGCAGCUGCAGGCUGGCCAGUACACCUCCAUCUUCGUGGACAACGCCUCCGGCGCCGCCGUCGCCGUCCAGCCCGGCUCUGAUUUCAUGGGAAUGCUGCUGGGGGCCUAGCAGGGAGGAUGGCCCCCAGCCUUCCCAAAUUCCCAAAUAAUUCCCAAAUUCCUGCCUUUUGGACUGAAAACCCCCACUCUGACCUUGACACUGCUCCCUGCACCUGCAGAAUUCCAACUCACCCCCAGCUCCUCCCGCUUCGCUGCCGGAAGUCGCUGCUGAUUUCUGAGAUCCUCACCAGCUCGUUCUUCACCCAAAUUCUGCUUUUUGUCCUCUUUUUACCCCAAAAAAACCCCUUGGAAUAUUCAAUUUGUGCUUUGGGGCGCGUGGGGUUGGAAUUUGAAAUAAUUUGUUGGAAUUAUUUCACCACAGCGCUUGUAACCGGCACGGGUUUGGGAUUGGUUCGGGAUUGGUUUGGGAUUGGCUUGGGAUUGAUUCAGGUUGGUUGGGAUUGGUUUGGGAUUGGUUUGGGAUUGGUUUGGGAUUGGUUUGGGAUUGAUUCAGGUUG